Molecule: messenger RNA, 5861 nt
Organism: Photinus pyralis (common eastern firefly)
Lineage: Eukaryota; Metazoa; Arthropoda; Insecta; Coleoptera; Lampyridae
Product: ankyrin repeat domain-containing protein 50
Exons: 13
Coding region: 447-5069 (1540 amino acids)
Biological process (GO): positive regulation of transcription by RNA polymerase II
Cellular component (GO): nucleus
Molecular function (GO): protein binding; transcription cis-regulatory region binding
Source: RefSeq, a predicted model, not a curated record
GUGGCGGACGGCCGCGCUAGUUUUGACAGUCCCAGUGCUCUUAUAACCAAAAACUAAUUAAAUAAAUAAAUUCGUGCGAUUAUUUAUAAAGUGAAAAAGUGAUUAUUUCGCAAUUGUGCCCAUCAAAGUGAAGUGUUUACGUUUUAAUUCAGUUGCUUACAUUCCCAGGAACGAUGGAAAUAAUUGACGUACCCCCAAAAAGGAUAAAAAAUAAAUCGUCGAUAUUAAUAAUAAGAAGGUGAUGUAGAAGUAUUACUUUCGCCAUAAAUACGUAAUAGUUAAUACAUGUUCAAUUAAACGUGUAGAUGUAGACUGAUAUUAAACGUUAAGGCCUAAAUUAUAUAAUCUAUUCUAACUAUCUACCACUUUAAAUCUACUCGUCCAAUAAGACAAAUAAUUUGAUCAUUUAUAUUUUUCAACUAAAGCAAUAUGUCUACGCUUGUUGAAUGAGGUCUACGAUGAUGGCUUGUUACGAGGAUAAGAAGAAAUUUUAUUGUCGAGAGUGGGCUUUUCAGAAGCUGUCGCAUUGCUUGGACCAGCGGCCGGUUUCGAAGACGUGCGGCGCGUUACUGUUGGGGGGGCCGGGCUGCGGCAAGACGACGUUUUGUUCGGAAAUAUGUUGGCCAUCUCAGGGACCAUCGGGACGUCAGCAAAGAGCUCUCAACAGACGUCUUCUAUGCUAUCACUUUCUGGCGGGCCAGAACGAGAAAAGCCUUUCGCUGAGCGAAUUUGUGCGCUCGCUCGUCACCCAAAUACUGAACCAUUCGACGGAAAGCCAGCGCGAAAGGAGCAUAAGGCGGAAGCUGGCGAAUGACGCGAAGUGCACUGAAGGUGCCUCGAAGGCAACAAACAUAUCACAGGAUCCUUCCAAUUUGUACGGUAACCUUUAUACAGAUUCAUUAUCGCCAACUUUAGAUACUAAAAAGGUCUCCGAAGCCACGCCUCCGAUUCCUAAUCUUCCGGUCAACCCGAGAACGCUGAUCGCCGACGCCUACCUCGAAAAACUCAAGUCUGAUCCCGAAAUACAAUUCGCCUUACGUGCAAAAAACAUAGAAUUAAAUCCCGACGACUGUCUGAAACGAGCCUUGCUAUUUCCACUACUCGAAAUCGAUCCUCCCAAAACGUCCCUUUUUAUACUGGUCGACUCGAUCGACGAACACUCUUUUAUAUACUCGAACUCGACGUUGACCAAAUCGAAGCCGCGCGAACGCUCGUCGCAGUCGCGGACGAUCGCCGAAUUGCUCGCGAACCACCACCACCUCUUCCCGCAGUGGCUGCUGCUGGUGUGCACCGCCAGGAAACAAUCGAAGAGCAUCGCGAAGAUGUUUACCGGCUUCCGAAAGCUUAGCUUGGACGAUUUGAGGAAAUCUCAGGUGGUGCGCGACGUUCAGCAGUACAUCCUGGCCCGAUUGGACCAGGAGAACAGUUUGCGCCAGCACAUCAGCCGCGACACCGCCGAGAUGCUAAACCAGCUGCACAUCAAGAGCAACGGUUGCUUUCUCUACCUCGAAAAGGUGCUGGACGGCGUAUCGGACAAUUUCAUUGUGCUGCGUGAGGUGCGCGAGAUUCCCGGCACUUUGAACGGCCUGUACCUGUGGCUAAGCCAGCGGCUUUUCAAUCGAAGACAGUUCGCGAAAGUGCAGCCGCUGCUUAACGUGAUACUCGCCGCGAAGUGCGCCCUAAACGAAGCGCUCCUCUUUGACAUAAUGAAAGUGUACAACUCGAAGAUGACCUUGGAGGAUUUCAAAAAACGAUUUCAUCUGCUAAAGCGGAUUCUGGUAAUCUCGAAGACCGGCACCAUUAAGCUAUUUCAUCAUUCCUUCGCCGAGUGGCUGCUCGACAUUAAGCACUGCACCCAGAAGUAUCUCUGCAACAUCUUCCACGGCCACUGCACUCUCGCGAUGUACUACUCGCUGCAGGCGAAAUACUUGAGCAAUCAGGAAAUCUACGAUUACGCCUUCCACCUGUCCAGAAUGGAGCAGUAUCUGUCGCAGGUGCCCAAUCAGAAGUGCACGAAUUUGGUUUACAAGCUAAACAAAGACCGGCCGAACGUCUACGGCGAAAACUCGCUGGAGAAGACCACGUCGGAGGUCUACGCGGACCUGAAGGCGUUGCAGAAUGUCACCAAGUACGAAAACACCUACGACAAUUGCGGCGGGGGAGAGGCGCUUGACACAAGCUUCAUCGACACCGAAGGCAGCCCCCAUCACAACCUAGAAACGAAUGAUCUGAACGCCAAAGACUUUGACAAAUACGAAAACAUACCGCUGGCGAGCCCGUGCUCGGAGAGCAGGCCGAAGUCGCCGAUCUACGGCGUCAUCAACAAGUCGAGGACGAAAAACGAGAAGGCGAAGAAUUCGGCGAACGUCGUCAUGAACAAGGACUUUACCGGUUUCUCGAUACAAAAAUUGGACGCGCCGAACGAUCUGAACGGAACGAGCGCGAAGAGCGAGGAGCCGAGCAAAAACCCGCUCGACGUGCACACGCUGAUCGUGCUUUGGUUGAUAACGAACGGGGCGAACGUCGAGGAGUGCCUGCUUGAGGGUAACGAAAUGGCGGGCGUCAAUUUUGGGGCGUUCCUGCCUACGGAUCAGAAGGUGUUAAAGUUGCUGUUGGAGGCGGGCGCGGUCGAGCAGGCCGAUCCAGAGGACGGCGACUAUGAGAGUCAGCUGUCGUUGGUGACAUCGUCUACAGAACCUAGCCCGGAACCGCUUUUCGAUCUCCACGACCUGCACGGACAGGCGGCGUUACACGUCGCGGCUCGAUUGGGUCAAGCUCAGGUGGUGAAAGUGCUGCUACAGGCUGGCGCGGAUGUCGAUCAGGCGGACGGCGACGGAUGGACGCCUCUUCGCGCCGCCGCCUGGGGCGGUCACACUGAAGUCGUCGAGCUACUCGUUAAACACGGCUGUGCGCUCGACAGCGUCGACGCGGAGAAUCGCACCGCCUUGAGGGCGGCGGCGUGGUCCGGCCACGAAGAGAUCGUUAAAAUUUUGCUCGAGAACGGCGCCAACGUUAAUUUAACCGAUCACGAAGGCCGCACCGCCCUUAUUGCCGCGGCCUAUAUGGGUCACGCCGAAAUUGUGGAGCACUUACUGAAUCACGGGGCGGAUAUUAACCAUGCGGACGCCGAUGGCCGCACCGCAAUUUCGGUUGCGGCCCUGUGCGCGCCUCGGUCACCUGGAGCGAAUGUUGUGGUCACUUUGUUGGAGCGAGGCGCCACUGUCGACCACCGAGACAAAGAGGGAAUGACACCGUUACUUGUUGCUUCUUUUGAAGGACAUAAGGAAGUGUGCGAGCUUUUAUUGGAAAGCGAAGCCGACGUUGACCACUGUGAUAAUGGCGGACGCAGUCCGCUUUGGGCCGCGGCGAGUAUGGGUCACGCGCCCGUCGUCGCGCUUCUGUUAUUUUGGGGCUGUUGCAUAGACUCGAUGGACUCUGAAGGGCGAACCGUACUGUCGGUCGCUGCGGCUCAAGGUUGCGUCGAGGUCGUAAAGCAGCUGCUGGACCGCGGUCUGGACGAACAACACCGAGACAAUUCCGGUUGGACUCCGUUGCACUACGCCGCGUUCGAAGGUCACCAAGAUGUUUGCGAGGCUCUGUUGGAGGCCGGUGCGCGGAUCGAUGAGGUCGAUAACGAGGGUAAAGCCGCUUUGGUUUUGGCUUCGCAAGGGGGGCAUACGACUCUGGUUAGCUUAUUCCUGGAUAAAUACAACGCGCCGUGCGAUCAGAGACCGCACGACGGUAAAACUGCGCUACGGUUAGCAGCGUUGGAGGCGCACUACGACAUUGUACAAAUUUUAAUCUCACACGGCGCCGACUUGGACUCGAAGGAUGCAGAUGGACGCAGCACCCUCUAUGUCUUAGCGUUAGACAAUCGGUUAGUCAUGGGCAAAUUUUUCAUUCAACAAGGCGCGGAUGUCGAAACCAGAGAUCUAGAGGGUCGCACUCCGCUGCACGUCUCGGCGUGGCAGGGCCACACGGAGAUGGUAGCCCUCUUGCUAACGUGCGGGCAUGCGCAAGUCGACGCUGUCGAUUUAGAAAAUCGCACCGCGCUGCAUUCGGCCAGUUGGCAGGGUCACCACGAGAUCGUCAAGUUGCUCCUGGAAAACGGCGCGAUUCCGGACCACACCUGCAAUCAGGGCGCGACAGCUUUGGGAAUCGCGGCGCAGGAAGGUCACGAGCUGUGCGUCGUCGCUCUUCUGGAGCACGGGGCCGAUCCUAACCACUCGGACGCGUGCGGGCGGAACGCGCUUAGAGUCGCUGCCAAAUCGGGGCAUAGGGGCGUGGUCCGACUGCUAGAGGAGCAUAACAUGAGGUCCCACAAAAUGGCGCACACAAGCAGCAGCGCCAACUCGAUCACAUCUGUAGGUUCAACCGCCGAGACGAAGGCGUGCAGCGCCGUUCUCUACCCGGGGCCCGGUGCCUCCGACUGGUCCGACCAUCAACGACGAUCCAUGGUCUCUUUAGGCAACCACAGCUCCAACUCGAAAUCCAGCUCAAACCUCACCGGCUCUAGUCAUUCCAGCAAACACGGCGAUAGACCACGGGAGACUGUCCCCAAUCCGCAGCCUCUCUCGUUCACCCAACAGCUUCAGCAGUGCACGCGGGGUGGAAAAACGCGACCGCUCAGUAAACUACUAUCCCCGUUACAGAGCGAGCCUCAAAGUCCCAUAUACGCGUCGCCGCCUCUAAGUCCGGUACAUGAUCCGCCGAACGUCUUCGUUAUAGGUGCGAUGAACAUCUACCAGCCGGUCUUGAGGCACAACAACUACUUCGCGAACAUGUCGGACACGCACUUCGCCCGCGACACCCACAUGAGGAUAAUUUUGGGCAAUUCCGGUAGCUCGAGCAGUAGUAAAACGGACAAGAAAACCGAAAAUAGCAAUAUCUCCAGCGGUAACUCGAAACCUAAGCGCAACGGUAUCGUGACGAAUCCUGCGCUGCGAUUGGUCGCGAACGUCAAGAACGGCCUCGAUACGGCGGCGGCAAACUUCCGAAAGUCGACGUCUAGCUCUAAUCCUAGCACGAAGACGAACAGUUUUCAUUGGAGAAAGGAGACCCCGUUGUAAAGUAUAUUGAGAGCGAGUACCUAGUCAAUAUUAUGGUUAAUUUCGUACUACCCAGAUGAUGCUGUAACCUCUUUACCCCUAGUCUUGUAAAAAUCAAAGAUUAAUAUUAGAGUUUUGUGUUAGUUUUUAAGUAGCGAUUACGGCCUAUUUUACAAACAUUACGUUUUAUUACGUUUGUGAUAGACGCUUUCUGUAGAUUACGAGAAUCAUUUCUAUUUUUUUAUUUAAAUAUAUACACGUCUAUAAAUGAGCGAUUAAAUCGUCACCCCGACUUGGAGGAAGCUCACAAUAUGCCUUGCAUUAUUAUAUUUUUUUAUUUUGGAUUUAUCGUUUGUUUAAUAGCUCAUUUAUGAAUAAAUCAAGCCGUAUAUGUUUAUAACGUGUAUCUUAUAAUGUAAUAUGAAAAUAAUUACGGUUGUAGGGCAAAUCUUUUGCUUUAAGUAAAUGUUGCCAUUUUGUGUUUCGCGAUUAUUUAUUUUGUGUGUGAUCUCAUAUGAUAUGUGUAUUAUUUGUAUAUUUUUUAUAUUACUUUUUUGUGAAGCUUUGAUACUAGCGUAUUAUUUACAAUAUUAAAUUAUGUAGCUUAGGUUCUCAGUGAUGAUACCGGUUCGCAAUAUGCGUUAAACUUUUUGUUCUACGACCGACCGACCGUGGGUAAAUUUUUUUUUUUUUUUCGAUUUUACUUGUGUAACGUCUUUGUUAUUCAUUGUAAUAAAUGUUUAAUUUUUAUACAGAUUUAAAAUUUGUGCACUGUAUAUUAUGAAAACAGUAUUAAUAAAAGUUUUAAAAACA